Messenger RNA from Aspergillus affinis, 660 nucleotides. RefSeq lists its product as uncharacterized. Bases 1 to 660 code for a protein of 219 amino acids. Gene Ontology annotation, molecular function: ABC-type transporter activity. Gene Ontology annotation, cellular component: membrane. The record is from RefSeq and is a predicted model, not a curated record. Lineage: Eukaryota; Fungi; Ascomycota; Eurotiomycetes; Eurotiales; Aspergillaceae. The transcript has 2 exons.
AUGGUUGCUGAGAUUCCUUAUCUGAUCAUCUGUGGCACGCUGUAUUUCGUCGGGUUCUACUUCAUAGUUGGAUUUCCUACCAGGGCCGGUGUCUCGGGGCAAUUUUUCUUGGAAAUGGUCUUGUACCAAUUCUUGUAUACGGCCCUUGGGCAAGGAAUAGCUAUGUUCUCUCCUAACGAAUAUUUCGCCUCAUUGGUCAAUCCGCUUGUGCUUAGUGCAAUCUUCGUUGAUUUCUGUGGUGUCCUAGUCCCUUUCAACACUUUGAGUGUCUUCUGGCGGUACUGGCUAUACUUCCUCGAUCCAUUCACCUAUGUGGUGCAAUCAUUGUUCACUCUGACCGUCUGGGAUGUGGAAGUCAAAUGCACAGUCAGUGGACUGAGUAUCAUCACCCCUCCACCGGAUCAAACAUGUGGCAGCUAUAUGGUAGACUUUAUCAGCGCCCAUUCAGCUUACCUGAACAACCCAGACGCUCGUUCCAGCUGCGAAUAUUUCCAGUAUUCAAUGGGAAGUGACUAUGCCAAAACAUUCAAUAUCAAUGCCAAAUACUACGGUUGGCGUGGGACUGGCAUGAUGGCAAUAUUUGUCAUCUCCACAUAUUUUUUGGUUUACCUGAUCAUGAAGAUCCGGACUAAGGCAACUAAGAGGGCCGAAAAUGACUGA